This is a messenger RNA of Myzus persicae (green peach aphid), 1877 nucleotides long. It is a transcript of the gene smog, whose product is annotated as probable G-protein coupled receptor 158. The coding region runs from base 417 to 1745 and encodes 442 amino acids. The record is from RefSeq and is a predicted model, not a curated record. NCBI's taxonomy places the organism in Eukaryota, Metazoa, Arthropoda, Insecta, Hemiptera, Aphididae. Gene Ontology annotation, biological process: G protein-coupled receptor signaling pathway. Gene Ontology annotation, cellular component: membrane. The transcript has 13 exons. Gene Ontology annotation, molecular function: G protein-coupled receptor activity.
GCAUGCACGCCAGCAGUAGUGCCGACUGUACGCCGUCUCGCGGUUGACCAGCCACGGGCGACGUCGUUGUUGUCGUCGUCGUUGUCGUCGUCGUCGUCGUCGUCGUCGUCGUUGUCCACCGUCACCUCUGUCGCCGCUGCGAGAUAGUUGCAGGACCCCAACUGUGGCACGCUCAUACCUAUUAUUUCGUUGAUGUUGGUUCAAGUCAUGUGCAAACUAAAAAUGGUUUCAGCUGCUCUAUUUUUCAAACGAUUAUUGUCAACUAACACCUUGAAUUCGCCGUCUCCGAUUCACGAGUGCUUUCAUUAAAGCGUUACAGUAAUUCUAAACUGUAAAUCUUUGUAUGAACUCGUGCUUUGCAAUAAAGUUUGCAUUUACACCACCUAAAUGUUUUAAUUUUGGUUAAUUUAUACAAAAUGAAGAUUCAAAAAUCAGACGCCAUGAUUCGGACAAGUUUACUGACUGUACAAAUGAUAAUUAUCGCUCUCAAUCUGGUAUUGAUUGUGGUAGUGAUCAACAAGAGAAAAUGCAAGACGAUUUCAUUGAGUAUGUGGACGUUAUUGGUAACUAUGAUAGUCGGUUCCAUCAUAUUGGAUAUUGAAGUUCUCCUUCAGUACUUUACACCAACAUUACCAUUAUGCCUUUUAACGCCAUGGCUCCGGGAAUUGGGGUUUGUGAUAUUCUACGGCGCGAUCGAUCUUAAACUGUAUAGGAUUCUGAUGCAAUUUCGUACUAGAAAAGCUCACUGUUGGACGAUUACUGACAAAGAUCUGCUGAAAUAUUUAUUGUUCGGUGUUAUUGUGGUCACUGUUUACCUCACAGCCUGGACCGCAGUUAGCCUGAACUUCUUUCACGAAGGAUGGAUCCUCUUGAUCCACAUUGAAUCUGAAGAUGGCUCAUUGUACACCACGUGCAAACCUCAGUGGUGGAAUCACGUUACAGAAUUCGGUGAACUAUUGAUUUUAACUGUGGGCUUAUAUUAUGGAAAUUCGGCACGUAAUGCCCGCGUGCAGUUUGAAGAACGGCGUUUUCUCUUUUACGCAAUCACAGCGGAAUUAACGUUUAGUAGUAUCCAUAAUGCAAUCCGUGCAGUCUAUCCAAUACCAUUCCACCAGGAUGUGACAUUCAUAGCUGCCUUUUUACGCAGUCUGUUGACGAACACUCUUGCGUUAUUCAUCAUAUUUGCACCAAAGGUAUGGUAUCAAAAAAAAGUUAACGCUGAACUCAGACAUUCAGCUGUAAAUCAAGAACUUUCAGAAUCAUUAAAAGCUGAUAUGGCAGAUAAGGACUUCAGAGAAAUGAACAUAUCAGAGAUGACUUCAGAUGAAAUAAGGGAGGAACUCAGUCGUGUCUAUGUACAAAUGGGAAUAUUACGGGAUAAAACUGUAUGUAAGAAAAACCCUCAUAUAUCUAAACGAAAAGGUGGAAAGAAAUUGCCACAUAGACGAUUUUCAUUACAGAAGAAAGGAAGCAGAGACAAGUCAUCCAUUAAAAUUCGAAAAAAGAAUAAAGAACUAGAUUCAUCUGAAAUAAGUGAAACAAAUGAGACAAAUGAAAUCUCCAAAUCUCCCGAAGAUUCGGUGGUUAGCAAUGAAGACGUUCCUACUGUUGGAAGUGGAUAUGGUAUUUGUAGUUGUCAUUCAACAACGGGAAUACAUCAAACUACUUGCAACGAAUUUAAUGAUAGUAAUGACAUCAACUAUGGCGAAGGAACAUCGACUUCAAAGUUCAACGUGUUGACUUAAUGUCUUAGCACAGAGAGACCACAAUGUUCAUAAAAUAAGUUAAUAUUGGAUUUUAUGUUACAACUGCUGUUGUAUAGAUGUGUUAGUAUUUUAAACAUGUGUUAUAGAUUAAAUAAAUUCUUACACUUAUUA